AUGCUAUCCAUCAACUCUCUUCUGAAUCCGCAGCCCGAAAGGCGAGCCUACACUCAGCCACCCGUGUCCAUCUCACGCGAGAAACGACAGAAGAUGGCCAAGGACGCCCCGGUAUUUCGCCCAGGUGAGACCCAGGGCAAGGUUCGCUACAGACCUCACUUGGCUCGAGACCCAGAGCUGGAAAGGCUUCAUCGCGAGUUCUCGAUACACCCCAUGGGUGCCAUUGACAAGUAUCCUCGUGAGAUCCCGUACGCAAGCGACAAGAAGACCUUUCAGGAGAAAACUGGCCGAGAGAGUUUUCAUGUCUUCCAGUACACAUUUCGAAUCCCUGGCGAGGAAAAGGAGUGGACUGUCAUGUGGGACUACAAUAUCGGCAUCGUUCGAAUCACGCACCUGUUCAAAUGCAAUGGUAACAAGCUGUCUAACUUGCUGCAGACAACUCCAGGAAAGAUGCUGAACCAGAACCCUAGCCUGCGGGAGAUAUGCCACAGCAUCACUGGCGGCGCACUUUCUGCUCAAGGAUACUGGAUGCCAUACGAGUGUGCCAAAGCCUUGGCAGCAACCUUUUGCUGGCGAAUCCGCUACGCCCUGACUCCAUUGUUCGGAAACGACUUCCCAGCCAUGUGCAUUCCCCCGACAGAUCGCAUCAAAUACAACCGCAUGGUGAUUGACAAGAACAUCAUCGCGCGCGCCACUGAGCUAGCCAAACACUACCGAUCUCUGGAGCCGAGCCAUAGCGGCCAAUUUAGCCGUCCAGCACCAAGGGUGCCUUCCUCCACAUACAGGCUAUUACAACCCAAUCGGGAGGACCCGUCGCUGAAGCUGGCUCCGUUAAAAAUUCCCCACCACCAGUAUGCUGAGAGCAGCGCCAGUGCCCGGGACUCCUCCACGGAGCCAUACUGUAUGUCACCCAAGAGCGCAUCUCCUUUCUCUGCUUUCACCCCGGUCAAUCCCUCGCGCAAGACUGUUCCGACGCCUCGUUCGCAUGUGGAGUCAUCUCAGAGCAACUUGCAUCAGAUGCCAGAGGCCAUGGGUCCAGAGGAUAUCAGCGGAGAGAGUGAUACGGACAGCAUCAGCUCGUCGAACCUGUACUCUACUCCGCACUCGACCUCCGCCGACGACCAGUUGGACGCUGAGAAAGCCACCGAGACCGACGGACCUGUCGAGCCUUCUUCGGACGAUGGCGACCUCACCGAUUCCGAUGACGACUGGCAAGUAGACGACGCCGAGGACAAGGAUUAUCGCGGGCCGCCUCUCAAGAAGCCGCUACAUGGAUCACCAAGGUUGGGAAGAUCUGCUAGCCCUCGAUCCCAGGGCAAGAAGAACCCUGAUCGGAUAUCUCGACCUGCACGGUCUCGGCCCGUCCCUCACUUUAUCCGUGAGGUGAACGCCGCGGAGGCUCUUCUCCGUCUGCACAUGGUCGAGCUGGAGGAAAUGUCGACUGAAACUGAGGUUGAGGAUGAUGGCGCCGCCACACCGCUCAGCACUCUCUCCCUGGGUGCUGCUGCACCUCGCACCCGCAAGAGACGUCGUGCUUCGCUUUGA
Penicillium bovifimosum is the source of this 1545-nucleotide messenger RNA. RefSeq lists its product as uncharacterized. The coding region runs from base 1 to 1545 and encodes 514 amino acids. NCBI's taxonomy places the organism in Eukaryota, Fungi, Ascomycota, Eurotiomycetes, Eurotiales, Aspergillaceae. Gene Ontology annotation, molecular function: transcription regulator activity; DNA binding. The transcript has 4 exons. Gene Ontology annotation, cellular component: SBF transcription complex; MBF transcription complex. The record is from RefSeq and is a predicted model, not a curated record.